Molecule: messenger RNA, 1776 nt
Organism: Brachypodium distachyon (stiff brome)
Lineage: Eukaryota; Viridiplantae; Streptophyta; Magnoliopsida; Poales; Poaceae
Product: protoporphyrinogen oxidase
Exons: 1
Coding region: 132-1550 (472 amino acids)
Molecular function (GO): oxidoreductase activity
Source: RefSeq, a predicted model, not a curated record
CAACAACAUGGACAAUCGCCUACACGGCUACACGCCUACACCUCGCAAACCAAAAACGGGCGUCGUCUGAUCGUCUCCCUCCCGCGAGCCACUCGCCGCAAAGCGCCACCGGCAACGCAAGCAAACCCCCCAUGCGCGUCCACGCCGCCCACCUCCUCGUCCACACGCCGCCGCACAACCCGCGCCGCUACCAUGCCGCCGCCGGCCUUCGCCGCUCCACCACCGCCAUCUUCUCCGACGCGUCGCAGCCGCCGGUGACGGAGAAGAAGCCGAACCCCACUGCCGUCAUCGUCGGCGGCGGGCUCGCGGGCCUGGCUGCGGCGACGCACCUGGCCUCGCUCUCAAUCCCGUUCACGCUGCUGGAGGCCUCGGACCGUCUGGGCGGCCGCGUGGCGACGGACGAGCUCGACGGGUUCCUCCUCGACCGGGGCUUCCAGAUCUUCCUCACCGCCUACCCGGAGUGCGCGCGCCUCCUCGACUACCCUUCCCUGCGCCUCCGCCCCUUCUACCCCGGCGCGCUCGUCUUCCUCGGCGCCGGCGAGCCGUUCCACAUGCUCUCAGAUCCGUUCCGCUUCCCCAUCCGCUCCCUCUCGUCCGUCUUCUCCCCCGUGGGAACCCUCCCCGACAAGCUCCUCGUCGGCCUCGCCCGCCUCCGCGCCGCGGCGACCCCGGACGACGUCAUCCUCUCCGCCCCGGAAACCACCACCGCGGCGCAUCUGGAGAAGUUGGGCUUCUCGCCGUCCAUCGUCGAACGGUUCCUAAGGCCGUUCCUGGCGGGCAUCUUCUUCGACCCGCGGCUCGACACCUCGUCCCGGCUCUUCGAGCUCGUGUUCAAGCGGCUGGCAUUGGGAGACAACGCGCUCCCCGAGGCCGGCAUCGGCGCCAUCGCCUCCCAGCUCGCCGCCCGCCUCCCCGCCGGCUCCGUCCGCCUCGGCUCCCGCGCCUCCGCCGUCCGAGAAUCCGCCGUCACGCUCGAGUCCGGCGAGACCGUCCCCGCCGAGCUCGGCGUCAUCGUGGCCGUCGAGCAGCCCGAAGCCGAGAAGCUCCUGCCACAGCUACCGAGACCCAAGGGCGGCAGCGGCCGCGGAGAGAGGAGCACGGUGUGCCUGUACUUCGCGGCGGACAGGGCGGCGGUGGAGGAGCCUAUCCUGAUCCUGAACGGGUCGGGGAAGGGGAUCGUGAACAACAUGUUCUUCGCGACGAGCGUGGCGCCGUCGUACGGGCCGGCGGGGAAGACGCUGGUGUCGGUGUCCCUCGUGGGGUCCUUCGCCGGCCGCGAGGACGACGCGGAGCUGGCCGGCGAGGUGGUGCGGGAGCUGGGCGGGUGGUUCAGGGCGGAGGAGGUGGCGUCGUGGGCGCACCUGAGGACGUACCGCAUCGGGUUCGCGCAGCCGGACCAGACGCCGCCCACGGAGCCCGCCGGGAGGGACCCGAGGGUCGGCGGCGGGGUUUACGUGUGCGGGGAUCACUGGUGCUCCGCGACGUUCGACGGCGCCUUGGUGUCCGGGAGGAGGGCGGCCGAGGCCCUGGCCAAGGACAGUGGACUGUGAUUGAUUCCUGCUGUUCUGUUUGAGUGGCGGCACCCGGCACGAACGCGUCUUUGAAAUUGUAAAUGUUGCGUAGUUCGUAUCACGUCGUAUUGUUUUGUUUUGGACUGCGAUUCAUCUCUAAUUGAACACUGUCACAGACAGUUCAUUUUGACUACACAGUGUUUGAGCCGGACGAGUAGUUGGAAAUAGAGCAACUUUCUUUGAAGAAGCAGACAUCUUUGAUUAA